UCCCAAGCAAUAUGGCGUCGAUGUUUACAUCGACUAGCAAGUUUUACCAUAUAUACGGAUUAUUCUUUCUUUAAAAGGCUUCUAUUACUUCCAUGGUCAACGAUCGUUGGUGUUGAUUCAUAAGCCCAACUGGGCCAUCCCAGUUUAGGCACAUCGUGUUUUGAAUAUAUCCAAUUUAGAAAGUCAAUAAUUUACAAAAAUGGCAGACACGGCGCCACCAGUAAGGGUUGUGCCAAGUGGCAAGGUCUACCGACAAAUGUUUGACGCCCAGGUCCAGCUUACAAGGACCUUGUCAAAGAUGAAACGAGAGGACACACAAAAGACACUUGACAGACAGAGUACGAAUGUAGGAAUACCACUGGUGAGACUUAAGAGAGAUGAAGUUACUCAUGGACUUUUGACAGAACGACAGCGUACAUGGGCAGAUGGAUUUCCAAAUGAUCCUUAUGUUGAAAAUCCUGUUUUACACAAACAGUACUCAGAGUUUGUGAAUGCAACAAUUAGGGAAAUGGAUGGAACUAUUGCUGAGAAAGAAGUUAGUGGUUUGCCUGAGGAUGUUGUGCCAACUAAAAAGGGAUCUGAUAUUAUUGAUAGGAUUGCAUCAAGUAGAAGACAAAGACACGAAGAAGCUGUAGAGGACAUGCACCAGGAACUUAGUGUCAUCAAUGAUAACCUUGAGCCUAGAAUUACAGAAUGCAGUGAGUUAAUGCUAGAGAGACUGCAUGAAAAUGACAAAGAUAUAGAGAGAAUCCUCGCUAAGAUCAGCACGGAUGAGGACAUACUAUCCUAUAGUCUAGAUGGCCUUCAUGCCCUGUGGGAGGAAGUUCAAGGUCAUUCAAAGGUUAGACAGGAAUGGAUAGAGGAACUUGACCAACAGCUGACCAAGGCAGAAGAUGACCGAAUGGAUCUGAUUAAAGGGGUGUUCGUGAACUACGCCAAAUCCCUGGAGAAGAUUGCUCAUAUGAUGCCACCAGACCUCUACAGGUUUCUUGAUCAGGAGUCACAGGUGAUAAAUCAAACAAUGUUGAGUAACAGACGAGCCUAUUCAGACCUGUAUGUGAGACUGAUGUCAACUGAUAUUGAGAGGGAACAAUCACAGCACACAAUCUGGAAACGUCGCCUGGAAGACUGGAAAAAACUUAAAACAGACCUAGGCAUUCAGAACUUCAGAGAUUACAUGCAGUGUGAGGAGGUGGUGUCGCCCCCUGGUGUCCAUAAGGUGCUCAUGUUUAUGAAGGCAGAGCAGGAAAUCCUCAACAGGAGGAGGUCUGAUUUGAUCGAACAACUCAGUGAGCUGCAGCCUCCUGCCUCCACCAAAACAGCAGUGUACCAGUGGAACAAGAAUAUUGUGGCCGUCACUACAGAGAUAGAUUCAGUCAACCAGGUCCAUAUGGCCAAGCUCCAUGAUGAAUAUGAAAAAGUUUGCCAGAAGUGUUUGGAGAUGAUAGAAUUAAUAAAGACAAGGCUAUUGGAGGAUGGAAUUGCGACAUCAGCACGGGUUCAGCAGGUGAUAGAUGAUGACUUACUUCCCCUUGUGGGAGAGAGACAGCGAGUGUUUGAACAAAAUCUGGACACAAUGGAUAAAGCACUCGAGCGUCACAACAACGUGUGCAAUGAGAAGCUUAGGUCCCUGUUUAAAUAUGCCCAAGGGUCAGCUCAUGUCUGGGAUGUCCAUGAAAUAGGGCUUGCUAAGCAGGAGAGGGCACUGCAGGAGAAGCUGGAAGUCUGUCGCCAUCAACAUGACAACCAGAAUCAGGAAAAAGAGGCUAAUCUUGACAUUAUCAUGGACAGAAUGAGGCAGGACGCUUCAGAGGCUUUACUCAAAGACAGUCUCCACAAAGCACUGGACAAGCUUGACAAAAUCAAGGCUGCAUAUGAGGUUUUCCACAAGGAUCAAGCAUCUAUAGUCCAGCAGUAUCCCAACAUGGUGAAGGGGGAGCUAAAAAAUUACGAUAUUGCUGUCUGUCGCUUCUUCAUGGUAGACCGCCACCCUGAUGCCUUGAUGAAAAGACAUUACUUAGAGGAGGAACGCUCAAAAAAAGGAAAGAAAACUCCACGAAAAUUUAGAGGAAAGGACAAAUCACUGUUGGAGCGGGAGAGCACCCUUCCAGCUGCCAUCACUGAGACAUUGUCAACAGACAAGGGGACGCUGUUCUAUGUUCUGACCGUGGCAGGGGAACAUGGUGUACCCCCAGGGUCAGACGAGUCUGCUGAUGAAGUGGUUUCCUCACCCCAGGAACCUCUUUUCCUCACAGAAACCCCUCAGACUGCAGGGUCCCAGCCGGACUACAUCAGGGCAAUAGACAUUCCUGAGAAGCUUCUUCUGGAUAUCAAACGCAGGAUUAGAAUCAAUUUCCUUAACCAGUUAGAGGAGUGGACAGAACAGGCAAUACAGCGGUCAGAAAGUGUGGUUGUUGCCAAGUGUGAGGAGCUAAACAGUGAGCUGGACUUGAGGCUCCACCUCCACAAACCACGUGCAAGGAGGGCAGAACUGGACGUACAUAAUGUCCGAGCAGCCGAGUUGGUGAUGCAUUCUGAGCGUGUGCAGAGACACACCAAAGGGAUACAGCAGGCACUUAACGACCAGAGGCAGAAAUUCACCAAGAUGACAGGAGAACAUAACAAACUAGCUGGAAAGUUUCGGGAGGACAUUGAGUCACUAGAGACUGUUUUUGUCAACGCUACUAAAUCAUCAAGACUGAUUUCUCUUCAGAAUCAGCUCAGUGUAGAGUUAGAGAAAUUUAUGGGCAUCAUCCGUACCUCUCUCAGAGAGUUUCGAACCAAACUCGACGAGACCCUACAGAUGUUAAGGGAGUCCAAUGCUCGCUUCAUAAAGUCAUUCAAGGUUUUCUCAGAUGGAGGUAAUUUUUGUCCUGAGGAAAUUAAUGAUUAUCGUAAAAAGCUGGAGAAGAUGUCAGACAAGAUAGACUCUGCUGAAGGAUCCAUCAUGUCUGAUCUUGAGGGUAUGGAAUCUAAACGUCUGGAACAAGCUACCAAGGUUGCCCUGGAGUUUGAAGACAGAUUUAAAAGUCACAUGAUCGACCUCAUAUUCAUGGAGAAGAUAGCCCGCUGGCUGACCAACACCCAGGUGAAGAUAAAAGCGGAAGUUGCCAGUAGCAACUCUCAGGCUCAGAAGCUCGCACAACACCUAAACAAUGUGGAACGGAGGAUUGAUGCAUGUGCACGCCCUAAUUUGGACAAGGAGCUCGCCAUGAAAGAAGUGCAAAUCACAUCAAGUCAGCUGAACGAGUCCCUUAAGCUGGUGUUUGAAGCUUUUUUGGCAAGGAGCGCUUAUCUCAAUGCCAUCAAAGAUCCGAGUCCUCGUCCUGCGUCUGCUCUCCAGGGAAACCCUGCCUUAGGUGCUAGGGUAGCCUUCCUGUCUGAGGUCCAGCCAACUCCUAUCAGUAAGGCAGGUAAACAGCCUCUGGAGGAUCCAUCUGUCGGGGUCAUCAAAAACAUCCUCAAACAACAGAAAAGCAAGCUGAGGUUUGGCAUUGAUGCUGAAUUAGACGGAGAAUCAGUUCAAAUGGGUCAGCCGCAGGUUGAGAUGAGAGAGAAAAUGAAAUCCUCCCUCUCUACCAACACACCCUCUGAGAAGUCUAAGCAGACCAAUCGCAAGAGCCAGCAGGGGAUCUCUGAAAACCCACCUAAACGGGUACAGUCAGGGAUGGACGGCGGAAGCUUUUCUACACCAACCCACCAACGUUUGAGAAGGAGUAGCAAGUCAACCAAGUUUGACAAGAAGUAUCUAAUCUUUGGAGAGAAAGACGAGGAAGGUGAAGAGCACCACCUGCUGGGCAUUAUUAAACUGACACUUCGAGAGGCUUUGGAUGGACUCCUUACAUCAGGGGAGAUGUUCUACCGCCAGAAGGGGAAUCGCAUGGUGACACGGCCACAAGCUCUUCAGGAAAACUUUGACCAGUUUGCCGAAGUUAUCACACAAAAACUAUCCUCCUACUUUACUCAGGCAGAUGAGUACCACAACCAAUGUUUACAAGAGUAUCGCGGGCAGUUGACGUCAUUAGAACACUCUGUAGCCCACAUUCCUAGCCUAGUGAUUAAAGACCUCCUGAACGAGGAAAUCCAGAAGUGCACCAUGGCCAGACAGACCUGUACUGACCAGUUCACUCAGACCCUCAGCCAACUGGAGAAAAGACAGAAGGAGCAUGAACACCUGCUUCGUCCAGUACUAGGCCAUCCACACCAGGAAGAUGGCAUGAAAAACCUGUGUAAAAAGGAGACAGAACGCCACAGUGACUAUGUCUCUGCUGUAGAGAAACACACAAAAGAGUUACAGGAAUUGACAGUAGAGCAUGCCAAGACAUUCCUCGAGAUCCUGGCACGGUCGUCUGAAAACCAACUGCUGCAGUAUGAUAAUUUAUUGGUGGUGGAUGACAUUGAACGAGGACGUGUCGAUGCCAAGAAAUACCCCACAAGUGAGCUGAUCCGAAGGAGAAAUGCUGGUCUUCCAUUGGAGGAUAGUGAUGACAAAGAUGCCCUACCACGUGGCAAGACUGUCUGGACGGGUAUUCCUAAUAACGAGUUGGUGGUAGGGACCCCACCUACUAAGGUUCAAACCACAGCAUCUGUGACUACCGCCAAAACAACAUUAGGUCACAGUUCUGUGGUCAAGGCUCGGGAUUCUGCAUACCAUGAUUACAAGGUCCAGUUCGCAGAUACUUUACAAUCCAUUGAGGAUGAGAGACAGCGACUUAUCCAUGCUGAAGAUCGCUGGAUGGAAAGUUGGAACAAAAAUAUUGAAAAAGUCUGUGAACUUUUUUAAUUCUUCACCACAGAUGAUGUCAUCUCUAUUGUGCUGUUAUACUUGACCGAUAUCCUAUAAUUGUGCUUUUCUUUACAACUCUCAUUGAACUUAGUCUAAUUAGCAACCAAGAUCUGAUAAUUGGUUUUAUAAGAAUGCAUGAAUGUGUAUGGUAGAACCAUGUGGUACAUCCAGAGGUUAAAUGUUGAUAAAAAGGAAACAAAAUUGAAAAGUUUCAAGGCAAACAGAUAUCUUUACACUGAAUAUUUAAAAGCUGAAAGUGCUGAGCCAGGGUAGAUUUAUAGUAUAAACAGGAAGUUUGAUUCUGUAACAUGCAGUCUGAUCAUUACCAGUAUAUAUACAUGAACCAUACCUGGUAUGAACAGUGGUCAAAACUGCAAACUAUCCGUCCAAUAUUUUUCCAACUUGUUUGGGUUUAAUAAUUACAAAGUUGAUUGUGUGUCUGCCAGUGUAAAUAUUCACAAAUGUUAUAAUUAUGUAAUUAUUGCAAGGCACUAAGUAGACAGAUUUAAAAGAUUUGCAGGAAGUACUACCUGUACAACAUUUUAAAAAUGUCUUUGUUAUACCUGGCUUUUAAUUCCUUGUUUUGUAAAACAAAAUGUAUGUAGACUUCUUUGAAGAUUAUAUGAAAAUGCAAUAACACUGUUUUGAGAAACAUUCCAAUAUUUGUAUACAGUAUAUAAACACUAAAAAUGUGUAUCAUUAUACUGUGUCAGUAUUUCCUUAAAAAAUGAUCUGCACAUAGAUUUAUUCUUUAAAAAAACCACAUGUUAUUUAUUAUAUUAACUGGUAAUCUAAGCAGUUAAAUAUUCUAUAUUAUCUGUAUGAAUUACACAAAAGAGGAAUGGAAAGACAUUUACACAGCCUACUUGGGAUAUUAUAGUUUUGAUAGUUAUUUUGUUAAAUAUUUGAUUUUUUUUUCAAGUGAAGUUGUGCAAGUCACCACACAGUGAGAUAGUAAAAUAUGAUCUAGCUAUUAAAAUAAUAUUAAGAAAACGUCUGUUUGCAUUUCGACACUGAACUGUGAUACUGUUGAUAAUAUUUCAAUGUGCCUGUACAUCUAUAUUUGUCAUUUAUUUAAGAAAUGAAAAUAAAGGUUUAAGAAAUUAAUA
Messenger RNA from Pecten maximus, 5895 nucleotides. RefSeq names its product coiled-coil domain-containing protein 180-like. Lineage: Eukaryota; Metazoa; Mollusca; Bivalvia; Pectinida; Pectinidae. The record is from RefSeq and is a predicted model, not a curated record. Bases 200 to 4783 code for a protein of 1527 amino acids. The transcript is spliced from 39 exons.